This is a messenger RNA of Xyrichtys novacula (pearly razorfish), 7884 nucleotides long. The record is from the annotation of a GenBank genome assembly. NCBI's taxonomy places the organism in Eukaryota, Metazoa, Chordata, Actinopteri, Labriformes, Labridae.
UUUUGAAAUGAGCGGAAGUGGGUGUGCUGCCUGUCUCUACGGUUAAAAGAGCUCAGCUGUAGCUCUGUGGCUAGGUUUGGUUGGCAGUAGGUUGUUUUUCCUGAAAGCCGCCUGGGGUUCACUCGUCGCCGCUGAACUCCGCCACUGCAAAAUCGGUCAUUACAGCGGCACAACAGACGGAUAACAGGUUACAGGUUUGUUUCCUUUUUUUCCUAAAAAAAAAAGGUAAAUUAUAGCUGGUCGUAACGUCACGUUUUGUAUCUGUCAGCCAUGUUACUGUAUAUCAAUCAAUGAUGCAGCUAGCCACAGUUACCGUGUUUAUUUUUAGCAGCUAACCUUCGCUGACUGCAGCGCAAUCAAACUGAGAUUUUGGCCUCGUUUACUCGCUUUAGUCGAAUAUUGUUGAAACCACGGUGCUUACAUUAACAGAGAUAUUAAACACUGUAUAUCUGGGAAUCUGCAUCCAUAAAAUAAUCGCAGUUUGGCUGAUUUUUCACCAGUGUUUGUUAGCGCUGUAGCUGGCAGCCGCUGCUGUGGUAAAGCUAAGAGGAAGCUAUCGAGUUUUGAUCUGGCCGUGUCCUCCAUUCACAAUUUAAGACAAGGCCACAAACGACAAGCCGAAAUGUAACGUCACUACUUUUCACAAAUCAUACAUGCAAAGCAGUCCGUCUGAAGCGAAUUUUGAAGUUUAUUUUUCCUUUUAUUAAGAAGGUGAUGCUUCUGUAGCAUGCAUGAGAGUAAACGCUAACAGGCGAUAUUACUACAAUACAUCCCUGAAUGCAUCACCCUGCCCAGGCAUGUAUCCAUAACGCGUGCUAUAUUGCGUCAUGAUGCACAGGCCUGCGCCCAGUUUUCUUAUAAUGUCUUUAGUCUCACUAGCAACAUGGCAAGAACCUCAUUUCUACUAUUGGCUGUAUUUCUAGUGAUUGUUUAUCAUGUGUCAACUACUGAGGGAUUUCCACUAGAUCAGUAAUCAUAUCAAACUAACACAACUGCACUCAUAUGUGUACUCCUGCCUACAGAUGGACCAGCAGGACCAGUCCUAUAUGUUUGCCAGUCUGAAACGGCCUCACUCAGAACAGCUGCUGCAAGGCCUCCAGCUCUUGCGGCAGGAUCAUGAACUAUGUGACAUCGUCCUGCGUGUGGGUGAUGCCAAGAUCCAUGCCCACAAAGUAGUACUGGCCAGCAUCAGCCCAUAUUUUAAGGCCAUGUUCACAGGUAACCUAUCGGAAAAGGAGACAUCUGAGGUGGAAUUCCAGUGUAUUGAUGAAACUGCUCUACAGGUAUGUUUUUUUCCAGCAGACACCCCCAAUAGCACUGAUUAACUGCUGUACCAUUGCAUUUGUUUAUGUGACUCCUUUUCUCUCUCUCUUCCAGGCCAUCGUUGAGUAUGCCUACACUGGGACUGUGUUUAUCUCCCAGGAAACAGUGGAGUCUCUGCUACCAGCUGCCAACUUACUCCAGGUUAAGCUAGUACUAAAGGAGUGCUGCUCCUUUUUAGAGAGCCAAUUGGAUGCAGGAAACUGUAUAGGCAUCUCCCGCUUUGCAGAGACAUAUGGCUGUCAUGAACUGUGCCUGGCUGCAACAAAGUUCAUAUGUGAGAACUUUGAGGAAGUUUGUCAGACUGAGGAGUUUUUUGAACUGACAAGAGCAGAGCUGGAUGAAAUUGUGUCCAAUGACUGCUUAAAAGUGGUCACAGAGGAGACUGUGUUUUACGCUUUGGAGUCAUGGAUCAAAUAUGAUGUAACUGAAAGACAGCAGCAUUUAGCUCAGCUGCUGCACUGUGUCCGCCUUCCACUCCUCAGCGUCAAAUUUCUCACCCGCCUAUAUGAAGCCAACCACCUUAUACGAGAUGACCAUGCGUGCAAGCACCUGCUCAACGAGGCCCUUAAAUAUCAUUUUAUGCCAGAGCACCGGCUCUCCUAUCAGACUGUGUUGUCAGCACGGCCCAGGUGUGCCCCAAAGGUGCUGCUUGCUGUGGGAGGCAAGGCUGGACUAUUCGCAACCUUAGAAAGGUAAUAAUAACCUCUGCACUGGUUAUGUCUUCUUUAUGUGCUGUGAGUAGAUUCAUACUAAUUGGAAAACGUGUCUUUUUGUCUUUCAGCAUGGAAAUGUACUUCCCUCAAACAGACUCAUGGAUAGGACUGGCUCCUCUAAGUGUUCCUCGAUAUGAAUUUGGAGUAGCAGUACUAGAUCACAAAGUUUAUGUCGUGGGAGGCAUCGCUACACACAUGAGACAAGGCAUAAGCUAUCGGAGGCAUGAGAGCACGGUAGAGAGCUGGGACCCUGAAAGUAACACCUGGUCCACAGUGGAGCGUAUGGCAGAGUGUCGCAGCACAUUAGGGGUGGUGGUCCUGGCUGGUGAACUGUAUGCCCUUGGAGGCUAUGACGGCCAGUACUACCUCCAGUCGGUGGAGAAAUACGUCCCCAAGUUGAAAGAGUGGCAGCCUGUGGCACCCAUGACGAAGUCCCGCAGCUGCUUUGCUACGGCUGUGCUGGAUGGCAUGGUGUACGCUAUUGGAGGCUACGGCCCAGCGCAUAUGAACAGGUAAUACAAUGAACAAUACAAAUGGAAGUAUAAGGGUGUUGUGGGCUUGUUGGACAGUGUGUCUGUUUGUCUUGUUUUCUCGUCUGUUAGUUCAUCUGAAAAUUGACCCUGUUUUGUGUGUAAAUGUGAUCUUUUUGUAACUUCCUGGCAAGUUAUUCAUAUUGAACAUGUUGCAGAGGGCUAAAGUCAUCUGCUGCUCAGCUUCUGUAUUCCCAUGAUGUUGACACCUCUUUUGUCAAAACUUUUACCUUUUCACUGUAGCUUUUGUGUUUAUUCAAAGAAAGCCACUCAGGACCAAAUCCCUGAAUUACUUUUCCUUACUCCGCCUGACAUUUGACUUCAGUAACGUGACACUGUGAACUCUACACACCUUCUUUUCUGAAAUAAAAAUAGGUCUUAGUAGGUAUCUGGCAGAGAAGUGAAGGAUGUCAAGUGUUGCUGAGAAAACUGCAGAGCCCUGUUAAUGAGUGAAGAGGAGUAAAGACAGAAGUGGUUGCUAAAGUUUCAUCGAGAGGGUGGCUGACUGUGUGCUGCUGGUUAGACCUCUGUUGUUGCCGUGGAUCUCUGGAGAGCUGCGUCUCUGUUGCUUGUUUCCUUGACUCCUGAAACCCCUCAGGAGAAUGUGUUUGGACAGAAAAUCUUUGGGGACUAUUUUCUCAUCUUUGCCCCAUGGACUUUAUGUUCCUGCGUGCUGCAAAAUAAUCCCAGAUUGCUGUUGUUCUGAUCACUGUCAGAGGGUCAGAAGAUUCAUUUGAGUCAUGUCAUGUUUGUUAAUUUGUCAGUGCUGUUUGUGUGUGUGUGUGCGUGCGUGCGUGUGUGUGUGUGUGUGUGUGUGUUUGAGAUGAGGUUAGCUAAACUGAAAAACUGUUAAAAGAGAAUUGGCAUUGGUCAUAUGAAGCCCUUUGUUUCAGAUUUGCAUGUAGAGUAGGGUCGAAACUCAUAAAUUCUGUCUUAGGGAAGCAUACAACUUGUUUUAUUUUUAUGUGUAUUGCAGACCAAUAGGUGCAAACACAUAUUUAGCAGUGUUUCAUACAGUUUUCAAUUGCCUGACAAGUUUUUAAAAUUGUCCAGAUACCUCCUGUGUCGUGACCAGUAAGGUACAAAAGCUUUUGUUUUUAUCUGUUGAUGUCAUUGCAAUUGAAACUAAUGAAUGAUUUCUGGACACUGGUUUUUUUUUAGGGUGCAUUGCAUAAUUUAUAGAAUAUUUUAUACGUAUAUAAUGAGGGGAAAAAAACACAGUAAUCAUAAUUUUGUUAUAAUAAUCAAAUAAACCUGAAUAAAAAAAUCCAUAAUGAAAAAGGUCGGAGGCAGGAGAGGUUGGUGCCUUCUGCUGCUCGUACAAAAUGCUCAAAUGCAAGUCUCAAGCUUCAGUCUGAACUUGUCUUGAACAAGCUCAAGACUGAAUCAGUUUUUAUUCAAACUUUUGAAAUGUUUUGAAAGGUUUUGUUUAACUUGCUGCAUCUGUUCAACACAGUGUGGAGCGGUACGACCCCAGCAAGGAUGCCUGGGAAAUGGUAGCCCCCAUGGCAGACAAGAGGAUUAACUUCGGAGUAGGCGUCAUGCUCGGCUUCAUAUUUGUGGUAGGGGGACACAACGGCGUAUCACACCUGUCCAGCAUAGAGAGGUAUGAUCCACAUCAGAACCAGUGGACAGCAUGUCGGCCCAUGAAUGAACCCCGCACUGGUGAGUUGAUCACGUUUUAGUAAAAAUGUCAAUUUUCAGCACUUAGAGUCCAGUGAAUUAACUCAAUAUUACCAUCACCUUGUCUUGCAGGUGUGGGCUCUGCCAUCGUGGACAACUACCUCUAUGUGGUGGGAGGUCACUCCGGGUCAUCUUACCUGAACACUGUCCAGCGCUAUGACCCUAUUUCAGAUAGCUGGUUGGACUCUAGCGGCAUGAUGUAUUGUCGAUGCAAUUUUGGUCUAACUGCCCUUUGACCCAUGGCCCAGCCAGCUAGGACCCUAUGAGAGACCUUAGACACAAAGACAUUUCUUUUUUCUUUUCUUCCCCUACAUUCAUCCUCCAGAUGCAGAGGAGCGCUGCACACAGACAUGAACAUCAGAGGGUAGAGAGCGCCUGCAGGGUGGAUGGAUGUGCUGGGCUAGCUGGCCGGCUAAACGAGAAACACAGCUGUGAUAGCAGAGACAAGAAAGAGCUGCAAAGCUGUGUUAAAAAAGAGAGAAAGAUUGUUCGUCAUGGGACCGAGGAGAUGACUGCUCUACUGCUGCUGGACCACAACAAGGACUCUGAGCCAUUUCCCAGAGAAUUGUGGGGGAAAACUUGUCACUUUUGUUCUGAGAUUACGUUAGCAGACUUUUUUUUUGUUGUCCUUCAUGCCAUUAAUUAUGUUGAACACACCUUUUUUAAAUUUUCCUGCUGCAACUGGAACCACGUGUUCAAGUUUUGUGACACACAGCAGUUUGCUGGUGUUAAUGUAUGUUUAUGUGUCUGUAGGCCAUGUAGCGUGUGUGUCUGUGUGUAUGCUUGAGGGGUACAUGCAUGUCCGAUAGGAUUGUUUGUUUGGGUACGUGUCUGCGUGCAGAACUGAUGCUCGGGCUCAGCGUCGCAGAAGUUCUGCAUCCAAAUCAGUGCUUCACAAAAUAGAGAAAAGUUUCAAUCUUUCUAUUUUCUCCGAAAGGGCUGCCUUUUUCUCUCCUGUAAAUAGUCUAAAUGAAAUAUAUAGAUAUGAAUAUAUCCUCUAGUGCAUUGCCUGUAAAUGUUUUUCUGCACUGGGUCACUAGUGUGUGUGUGUGCGUGCGUGUAUGUGUGUGAGUGAAUGUGUGUUUUGUGUAAUUUCAAGGGUCAGUGUAGAGGUGAAUGACAAAUUCUCCUGAGAGUGUUUGCCACUAGUCUCUUCAUCCUCAGAGCCAUUAAACAUCCCUGUGCUUGAUCUUCUGUUACAGCUCGUUUGGGUCAGGUCAUGAACCCGCUUCUUUUAACAAUAGUUGAAAUCGACCUUGGCUCUUUUCACCCUUUGGUCUGAUCACAAUACCAACUGGUGCUAUAUUUAGGAUUCAGGAUUCAGCUGUUUGUCUGUGUUGCCUCAUACAACUAGGUCAACCUCUGUUCAGCCUCUGCCACAUCACUGCGUUAGAUAUUCUGCUCAUGUGCGUUUUAAUUAGUGGAAUUAAAGACCCACAAUCAUGCAAUUGAAUGAAGCCCUACCAACAGAGGAAUCUGUGCUAGAAUAACAAAAGAAUUAGGUUCUCAUGUAGCUUCAUCCUUUGCUCAUAAUUUACCUGAGUUAGCACACUUUUUCCUCUAAACUGCCCCUGCUGCAAAAUAUGAGCAUGUUUUGUCUUCAUGUCAGUACCUGCUUCCAGUGCAAUUUCACUUGUAGCUAUGAAUAUGACUUUUUCUACCUGUGAUUGAGCCUGACACCUGCUCUCUGCGCCCAUCACCAUGUGAUUGUCAUGUUGCCUCAGUCUUGCUUGCUUGCAGGUUCAGGUAUGAGCUAAUUUUGUUCACAGCUUCAUGUAAAGUGCCAAAUCCUGACUUUUUUUGUAUCACCUCUAAUUCUAGAUAAAUCUUCCCUUCUGUGCCAGUUCAAAUGUUUUUGUCACCCUUAUUGCUAAUGUGUAAGCGUCACAUUCUUCCAUGCUAUCAUAAGGAUGGACAAUAACGAACCAAGGGCUGUGCUGGACAACUCAGGCCAUGUUGCCACCGUCACCUGUUCUGUGUCCUGUGAGGAAACCCAGAGUGUUCCCAUGAGUGUGCCUGAUUCACAGAGGGUGUCACUCUUUGCAGCCCUGGCAACUGGUUUAAUGAACAGGUCAAGCAAUGCACAGCAAUAGAGGGGGGCACGAAACAAGUCAAGGCUGGGUGUGUUGUGUUUUGUUGAGUGGCUGUUAAUGUCCAAGUCUAGUUUGAGUUGCUUAGUGCACUGAUGUUUGCACGCAAGUGGAAACUUUAACCGAGCUCUGCAUUGCACUUACCAAACUAUUUGAUACAUAUUGUAGUUUGUACAUAUGUUUUAAUUUAGGGUAAUGGCAUUUAGAUAAUGCAAUAAGACUUCUGUUUUUCCUCUGUGGAUGAAAAUGUUUUGUGUUUUGUCUCUCUAAGAAGCCAAGGCAUCUCAUAUUGCUGUAACAGAUCCCAACAUGGCACGUCAGUUUGUUCACACUGAAACAUCAUGGUACCUUUUGGACUUUGCUUCAUCCCACUUGUGUCGUUUUCUCUUGUGUGUGCUUGUUAAUUUUUACUCGGCUUUAAUUGUAACAGAAUGAAAUGGUUUGAUUGAAUUUAAGGCCAAAAUUAAUGUCCACACAAAAGAAGCUUUUUUCCCCCCACAGACAGAUAUAAAUGCUAGACCAGAACUAGACAGGUGAUCUUCCACCUUCCUCUUGUACUCAAUCCUUGAUGUGUACUUAAAUUAUGGAAACCAUUACAUCAGACAGUAACUUCAACAGUAUCUGCCUUUCAAAUUGGUCAUUGGUGAGAUAUUUAGUUAGUUGCUGUUAACCAUAUUGAGUACUUUACUUUGGGUUUCUGCUUUAUUUUGAGAGUGUCAUAUAAGGGUGUUGUUGCACAUGUGUCAUUUAUUUAGAAAAGUGUGACUGGCAUUUUAUUUGAUAUGUAUUGUCACAAAAAUUAUAAUUUGUACUGCUAAUGUCCUAUAACCUGUUUUGCUGACUUAUUCUGUGUUCAGUCUAUUGUCCGAGACAUUGUUAGUCACUGAACAGCCACAGCACAGAUCACGCAGGCGUAAUUAUGUGCUGCAGCCAUGAUACAUCCAGCAUCAAUGUUGUGUACAAUGUCAUGAUUGCUCAAGUGAAUACUAUCUGCAACUUUAGAGAAUUUUGGAGUAACACUGAUGAAAAUCUGCAAACGUGAAUCUGCAAAAUGAAGGGAUGUUUGAAUUGAGUUUGUACGCAUUCUUCUUAAGACCUAUCUAAUGUCAUGUUUUUGCCACCACUCUCACCAAAGUGCUUGUUCAAAGAAAGUGGAUGGAUGACUUACGCCUGGUCUGCAGUGGACUGUUUGUGUCUGAAAGAAGAAUUCUUUGAAACUGAUGUCAAUGUUAGCCAAAUGACCACUCUGCUUCUUUUACAUUUCCCAUAGUGUGUCUGAAAUGAGGUGAUGAUCUUGAAUUUUCUAUCCUGUGGAUCAAUACUGGAAGUACAAGAUAACCCUAGGUGUAGAAACAGUAGCUUUUCACAUUUGAUCAUGUUUUGAAUGAGGACAUUUUACAUACAUUCAGUCAGUUUGUGUGGUGCAGUUGUACCCAGUUUAAAAUAAAUGCCUGCCUUAUAGGGCACUGUCUGCUUUUGUGCUUUUGUCUUGUUAUAGCCAUCCAUGCAAGUGCAACAAAAUAAACCAACACGCGUAAUCCAAAA